UUAAUUAGGGAAAACGAUUGUUACAACUGUUGCCGGGAAAAGGCACCAAAUUUGAAUCCUGAGUUUAGUUCGAACUUUUACUUUGCAAUAAAUAGUCAACUAAGUAUGAAUGUUUUAUAAUCAGUGUUUGAGCCAAAUAAAAAGUUGAAGCAUAAGAAAAUGAAAGAUUUUAUAGCUAAUAACUGCCGUUUGUGUAAAAAAGUAUUUUGCUGCAAAACUUGUCGAGAGAAUCAUGAAAUUGAAGUGCACAAAGUGUUUCCUCAUUGUGAUAUAUGCAUUUUUGGCCAAACCAGAAUCUCAUCUAUGUCUCAAGUGGUUUUAGAACACAUAAAAGCUGCACAUUGGCCGCUUAACUGUUUAGUUUGUAAAAUAUUAUUUGAGUCAAUAAAUGAUCUGUUUCAACAUACUAGAUGUCCCUUAGUUAAUAAUAGCCAAAAAAGUCCUUAUACACCGCAUAAUUCUGGCAUUUCAGAGAAGGCCUGCACGCCAUAUAUUCCAGGAAAGUUGGACUAUGGAAAUAAAGUAAAUAUAUUAACUAAUUUAGCUACUAGCACUCCAAUGCAAAGGGAUCAAGCAAAUAUAGCAUUAGGAAGAAUUCAGGAAGUUAUCAUUACUCCAGUGGAUUGUUCUGUGGAGAAAAACGGAGAUACAGUUGAACAUAAUUCGCUAAGUCUAAAGAGGAAGGUUACUUUUUCCGACACUCCAAUCACAGAAAGUCUCAGCAAAAAAUUAAAAAACUCGUCUGCUUUUGAAGGAAGAGUCAUUUGCACCCAAUUUUUUACUGCAGUUGGACUUUCAGGAGGAAGUGCAUACUUUUCUGCAACUGAAAAUCAAAGUGGGAUUAUGGAAGAAAGCACUAAAGACGAAAAAAGUGCUCUCGUUCUCCAUGAACAGAAGGAAAAAGAAGAAAAAGAAAAACCAUCUGUAAAGCAAGCUAAUAUAAUCAUACAUAAAGAAGAGAAGGUUGUGUGGAUAUCUACAACUGAAGUUUGCAGUAGUUUUGAGGAGGAAAGUUCACUUGACUUUCAUAUAUCAAAUAACCAAUUCUUUACACCAAUGGUUCCAAAGAAAAAAAUAAACAUAGUGGCACCUUCUUCUAUGGUAAAAAAUAAGGAAAUGAAUGUUAGAUUAGAAGGACCAGUGCAAAUAUCAUCGACCCCCAACAACUCUAUUAUACCAAUAAAAUCAGCUCCCACUAUGAGAGAUAUUUUUCAUAAUAGACCAAGCACUUCAAAAGGUGGCUCAGAAAACUGGAACUCUGCUGACGUACAUAGUAACGACAAAUUUGGCUUUACUGAGAGUAAAGAAGAUGAUAUUAGUCUUGACAACUCUAUGCCAGCUAGGCUUUGGUCUUCUGUUACAAAUCUAGUUAAAAAUGUUUUACACGGUCUCUCAACAACUCUCGCUGAUAGUACAUCUUCUACUCCUGGAUCUUUAAAAAGAUUUAUUUCCGACCAGGAUUUGGAUCAGAUGCCCAACGCUAAACGGUACAAAGUAACUGAUGUUCGAUGUAGGAAUACUAUACGAGACAUGACACCUAUCAACAAGUACAUGCAAAGUUACCGUCUACAGAGGUCCAGAGAACUAAAGAUUAAAAUAGCUAAUAGUAUGACUAUUAAAACAUUUGCAGACAAAGCAACACAAACAGAUGAAAGUAUUUUUACCGACGGACAGACUAGUGUAGAGGAUACAUGAUAGCUAGAGUCAUUUGUUAUUAUAAAAAUGUAUGUGAAUGUAGGAUAUAAAUAAACUUAAGUGCAUAGAAAUCGGCCCACUUAAAAAUUUGGUCAUUUUCGAUGUCUCAUAUUUCCUAAACCUGUUAGCCGAUUUAAGUGAUUUCUUGAACCUGUUAUAGCCUAAUUCUAUAACAAUAUCACUGUAAUAAUAUUGUUGCUAAACAGCUAAAUUUUCAUUGUAUACCGAAUACCGGGUGUACCAAUCAAACUGUGUUUUUUUCUUAAAGUUCGCAUCACCCUGUGGAAUAUUCUAGCAAUUAUAAAAUUCUGAAACUAGAACCAAACUAUAGCCUCCGGUUUUCUU
Molecule: messenger RNA, 2040 nt
Organism: Diabrotica virgifera virgifera (western corn rootworm)
Lineage: Eukaryota; Metazoa; Arthropoda; Insecta; Coleoptera; Chrysomelidae
Exons: 4
Coding region: 160-1695 (511 amino acids)
Source: RefSeq, a predicted model, not a curated record